Messenger RNA from Chinchilla lanigera (long-tailed chinchilla), 2545 nucleotides. It is a transcript of the gene Smyd5, whose product is annotated as SMYD family member 5. The coding region runs from base 12 to 1262 and encodes 416 amino acids. NCBI's taxonomy places the organism in Eukaryota, Metazoa, Chordata, Mammalia, Rodentia, Chinchillidae. Gene Ontology annotation, molecular function: protein binding; histone H4K20 methyltransferase activity. The transcript has 13 exons. The record is from RefSeq and is a predicted model, not a curated record.
GCGUGCCCAAGAUGGCGGCCUCCAUGUGCGACGUGUUCUCCUUCUGCGUGGGCGUGGCGGGUUCGGCCCGGAUUGCAGUGGAAGUUCGCUUCGUGAGCAGCGCCAAGGGAAAAGGACUGUUUGCUACACAACUGAUCCGGAAGGGAGAGACUAUAUUUGUAGAAAGGCCCCUAGUGGCUGCACAGUUUCUCUGGAAUGCACUUUAUCGCUACCGAGCCUGUGACCACUGCCUCCGGGCUCUGGAAAAGGCAGAGGAGAAUGCCCAGAGGCUGACUGGGAAACCAGGCCAGGUUCUCCCUCACCCAGAGCUAUGCACUGUGCGCAAGGACCUCCACCAGAACUGUCCCCACUGCCAGGUGAUGUACUGCAGUGCAGAAUGUCAGCUGGCAGCUGCGGAGCAGUACCACCGGGUCCUGUGCCCAGGCCCCUCUCAGGAUGACCCCCUGCAUCCUCUCAAUAAGCUGCAGGAGGCAUGGAGGAGUAUUCACUACCCACCUGAGACUGCAAGCAUCAUGCUGAUGGCCCGAAUGGUGGCCACAGUGAAGCAGGCCAAGGAUAAGGACCGGUGGAUCAGGCUCUUCUCCCAGUUCUGUAACAAAACAGCCAAUGAAGAAGAAGAAAUUGUCCACAAACUCCUGGGGGACAAAUUCAAGGGCCAACUAGAACUUCUGCGGAGACUCUUCACAGAGGCCCUCUAUGAAGAAGCACUCAGCCAGUGGUUCACUCCGGAUGGAUUCAGGUCUCUGUUUGCUCUUGUUGGGACCAAUGGUCAAGGAAUUGGGACCAGCUCCCUCAGCCAGUGGGUCCAUGCCUGUGAUGCUCUAGAACUGAAGCCUCAGGACCGUGAGCAGCUGGACGCCUUCAUUGACCAGCUAUACAAGGACAUCGAGGCAGCUACUGGCGAGUUCCUUAACUGUGAAGGGUCUGGCCUCUUUGUGCUUCAGAGCUGCUGCAACCACAGCUGUGUCCCCAAUGCAGAGACGUCCUUCCCCGAAAACAACUUCCUUUUGCAUGUCACCGCCCUGGAGGAUAUUAGCCCAGGAGAGGAAAUCUGUAUCAGCUACUUAGACUGCUGUCAGCGGGAGCGCAGCCGCCACAGCCGCCAUAAGAUCCUCAGGGAGAACUAUCUGUUUGUCUGUUCCUGCCCCAAAUGCCUGGCAGAGGCUGAUGAACCCAAUGUGACCUCAGAGGAGGAAGAAGAGGAGGAGGAUGAAGGAGAGCCAGAAGACGCAGAGCUAGGGGAUGAGAUGACUGAUGUGUGAUGGUCCCCUCCCUGCAAGGGGCCCUGCCCCAGAUCCUGCUGGAAAAGGGGGCCCUUACCCCCAGAGAAGAGGCUUGGAAGGAACGCCCCACUCCCAUUGCCUGCUUUCCCUGCUCCAGCACUCUGCCAGAGCAUAAGAUGAGGGCUGCAUCCGAGGCCCCGCACCCCACACAGACCUCAUGCCCUGAGCACUGCUGCUGAGUUGGCUCAGGCUCUGCCAUCACCGAGCCUUCCAGAACUGGCCUCCCCUGAGUUUACUCCACUGUAGGUGUGAGCGGCUGGAACCAGCGUCUGGGCCUAACCGUGUUUCUUAUUCCACACUCACCUGUCCACCGGAGGCUUCUCCCCUCUCAGCUGAUAAUUGGCUUAUCUUGAGGGGGGUAACAGAGUGUCAUAUCUCACACCACACCAGUCUCAUUGAAGUGGAAAUGGAAGGUGUGGCACUUCAGCUUCCCUACCUCACACCUGCCACAGCUAUAGCUCACAGGGUGACAGCCUGCUCAUGAGCCAGAGGGUAGAGGCAGGAAGACUGGUCUGAGCCUCCAGAGCACCUUCCCUAAGGCUGGCUGCCAGGGAACACUAGACCAGGGGGAUUUCCCCUCUUUCCCCCCAUUCCCACUGUUAGGGAAGUGGAGCUUAACCCCUUCCCUAGACUCCAGAAUCUCUGUACCUUGUGCCUUGUCUCCCAGGCCCUGGCACAGCGGCUGGCCCCACGGGGUGUGGAAGAGGCCUCUGCCUUCCGGCGGGGGGGUGCCCUUUUUUACACCUUUUUCCCACUGAGGGUUCGAGCAGUCUGGCUGAGACCUGUGGGAGGGCAGGCCUGUGCUCCUUAGUUUAGGAUGCUCGAUUCUUCCUGGGGCCUGUUAAAAUGGACCAGUGAAGGGCUCUCCUGGCCUUGGCCUUCAUCUUUAGAGUUUCCCCGGGGGAACACUGAAGUCUUCAGAAACCUAAAGAAGCUGGGCUAGAUACUUGGUGAUUAGCCGUCACUGUCCCUUCCUUGCCCCAGAUGAGCAUCUCUUUCACUCCUGGGUUGGGUGCUGUGGGCAUUAUAAGCAUCACCCCCAGUUCCUUCCUGCCUACCUUCCCUGAGGGGCGUGCCACAUCAUCUUUCUGAGCAAUCCCAGGGAAGACAGGUGCCACCCUUCAGGCCCUUCCCUGGCCAUGGAGCAAGGUGGGACCUGCCCAUCUGGCUCCCUCACUUGCUGGGUUUUUGCUCCUUUACAGCAGUCAGCACCCUCUCCUGCCCCACCUGCCCACUUCCUCAAUAAAACAUGAGUGGCAACA